GCGUAGGCUAGGUAGCAGCAUCACUAUCACCACAUCAAGCACCACACUAGGUCUGCUGCCUCCUCUCCUGCACUACAGUAGUACACUGGCGAGAGGGAGAGAAAGGGGAUGAGAGGUAGAGGGAGAGAGCGAGAGAGAGACAGAGUGUAUGAGAGAGAGAGCGUGUGAGAGUAAAAGAAGGAGGUAGACAUUGGAGGAGAGAGAAAGAGAGAGGUGUGAGAAAGAUAAAGAUAGAUAGAUAGAGAGAGAGAGAGAGAGAGAGAGAGAGUUGAGGGGAAGCGUAGGGAGGAGGAAGAGAGCAAAAAGAAAGGAAGGAAAAGGAGAGAAAGGGGCUAAAGGAAGACAGGAUGGCAGAGCCAGAGCUGAAAUCACAGAGUAGCCUGGAGAGCUUGAAGAAGGCAGCCGAGGGCCAGGAGAAGAUGGAGGCUGAGGCGGUUCCGGACAACCCAGACAAGCCUCCUUCGCCGGACAAGUCUCCAUCCAAGCCUCCGUCCCAAUCCACCAUUAACGACACCGGCACCGUGGCAGCCACCACCCCUACUGCCGAUGCCUCCUCCCCAGCCAAGGCAGCGGGCGGCAAGAUCGAGCUGAAGCGCAGCAUCACGCUCUUCAACGGCGUGGGCAUGAUCAUCGGCACCAUCAUCGGCUCGGGCAUCUUCAUCACGCCCACAGGGGUGGUAAAGGAGGCUGGCUCGGCCGGUCUGUCGCUGGUGGUGUGGGCCGUGUGCGGUGUGGUGUCCACCAUGGGCGCCCUGUGCUACGCCGAGCUGGGCACCACCAUCACCAAGUCGGGUGGAGACUACACCUACAUCCUGGAGGUGUACGGCGAGCUGGCUGCCUUCCUCAAGCUGUGGGUGGAGAUGCUGAUCAUCAGGCCAUCCUCCCAGUACGUGGUGUCGCUGGUGUUCGCCACCUACCUGCUCAAGCCCCUCUACCCAAACUGCAGUGUGCCCGACAGUGCCGCCAAGCUCAUCGCUUGCCUCUGCCUCACAUCAUUGACCUUUGUGAACUGCAUCAGCGUGCGGGCUGCCACCAAGGUCCAGGACUUGUUCACUGCGUCAAAGCUCCUGGCCCUGAUCAUAAUCAUCAUUUUCGGUUUCAUUCAGAUCAGUACAGGUGAUGUGCCAUACCUGACACCAGAACUGGCAUUUGAAGGCAGCAAAUGGGGAGUUGACAACAUUGUGUUGGCUCUAUACAGUGGACUCUUUGCUUUUGGUGGCUGGAAUUACCUGAAUUACGUGACAGAGGAAAUGAUCAAUCCAGAGAGAAACCUGCCACUGUCCAUCAUUAUCUCCAUGCCCAUUGUGACUGUGGUGUACGUACUGACCAAUCUGGCCUACUUCACCACUAUCCCCCCGAGUGUGAUGGUCGAGUCCGAGGCAGUAGCUGUGAUCUUUGGGGAGUAUCAUCUUGGUGUGAUGUCCUGGCUCAUCCCUGUCUUUGUGGGGCUGUCCUGCUUCGGAGCGGUCAACGGAAGCCUGUUCACCUCGGCACGGCUGUUUUAUGCUGGCGCUCGAGAGGGUCAGCUUCCUGCUGCACUGGGAUUGGUCCACACUGACCUCUUCACUCCAGUGCCCUCCCUCAUUUUCACGUGUUUCCUGUCCAUGCUGUAUGCCUUGUCCAAGGACAUCUUCUCGGUCAUCAACCUGUUCAGCUUCUUCACCUGGCUGUGUGUGGGCAUGGCAAUCGCCGGCUUGCUGUGGCUCCGCUGGACCAAGCCAGAGCUCAGGAGACCCAUCAAGAUUUGGUUGGUGGUCCCUGUGGUGUUUGUGCUGGGCUGUGUCUUUAUGAUCGUGGUGUCAUUCUGGGCAGCUCCCUUUGAGUGCCUGAUAGGCAGCGGGAUUAUCCUCACCGGUAUCCCCGCCUAUCUCCUGGGGUACAAGUGGAAGAAGCCCCACGUUGUAAAGAAGAUCCUAGAGAUCUUUACUCUGUUCUGCCAGAAGAUUUUUAUGUCUGUUCCAGAAGAGCGGGAAGAGAAGGAAUCAGCCGAAGUAGCUGAAGAAGUCGAAACAACAAAGGACGACUGAGUCAAUCUUUUAGUUGGAACAUUACGUGUUUACACUCAUUAUUGCUUUUGUGAUAAAGUUCCAUGACUCUUGGUAAAGUAGGGUUUAUACAUAUAGGGUUUAUAUGUAUGCUUCGGUGUACAUAUUUUGUAUUUUACAUGCAUUUUCAUACUAUAUCAUCCCUGUGUACUCUCUCCAGCAAUUCAAUUACAGUUAUUCCACUUUCCAGUUGUAUAGAGUACUUCAAACAUCCUCACAUUUUACCUUACCUAACCUUUUGUAUUUUAUUUUUACCUAUUUUGUUCUUCAGUAUUCAAUUGACCUGAAUUAAGCUAACAAAAGAGGAGUCAGGGAACAGACAAAAUAGUCAUAUUUUCAUCAAGUUUUGGUAUGUUCCUCAGACAAUCAUCCAAAUCUAGAUAACUACACUACGGUCCAAAGUUUUACAACACCUACUCAUUCAAGGGUUUUUCUUUGUUUUUACUAUUUUCUACAUUGUAGAAAAGUAGUGAAGACAUCAAAACUACACAUAUGUAAUCCCAUAGUAACCAAAAAAGUGUUAAACAAGUCAAAAUAUAUUUUAUAUUUGAGAUUCUUCAAAUAGCCACCCUUUGCAAUGAUGACAGCUUUGCACACGCUUGGCAUUCUCUCAACCAGCUUCACCAGGAAUGCUUUCCCAACAGUCUUGAAGGAGUUCCCACAUAUUCUGAGCACUUGUUGGCUGCUUUUCCUUCACUCUGCGGUCCGACUCAUCCCAAACCAUCUCAAUUUGGCCCUUAAACAGCCUGGGGGUGUGUUCGGUCAUUAUCCUGUUGAAAAACAAAUGAUAGUCCCACUAAGCACAAACCAGAUGGGAUGGCGUAUCGUUGCAGAAUGCUGUGGUAGCCAUGCUGGUUAAGUGUGAAUUCUAAAUAAAUCACAGUGUCACCAGCAAAGCACCCCCACAGCAUAACACCUCCUCCUCCAUGCUUUCUGGUGGGAAAUACACAUGCAGAGAUCAUCAGUUCACCCACACCGCGUCUCAGAAAGACACCACGGUUGGAACCAAAAAUCUCCCAUUUGUACUCCAGACCAAAGGGCAAAUUUCCACCGGUUUAAUGUCCAUUGCUCGUGUUUCUUGGCCAAAGCAACUAUCUUAUUAUUAUUGGUGUCCUUUAGUUGUGGUUUCUUUGCAGCAAUUUGAUCAUGAAGGCCUGAUUCACACAGUCUCCUUUGAACAGUUGAUGUUGAGAUGUGUCUGUUACUUGAACUCUGUGAAGCAUUAAUUUGGCCUGCAAUUUCUGAGGCUGGUAACUCUAAUGAACUUAUCCUCUGCAGCAGAGAUAACUCUGAGUCUUCCUUUCCUGUGACGGUCCUUUAGGGGGGCCAGUUUCAUUAUAGCGCUUGAUGGUUUUUGCGACUGCACUUGAAGAAACUUUCAAAGUUCUUGAAAUUUUCCAGAUUGACUGACCUUCAUGUCUUAAAGUAAUGAUGGACUGUCGUUUCUCUUUGCUUAUUUGAGCUGUUAUUGCCAUAAUAUGGACUUGGUCUUUUACCAAUAGGGCCAUCUUCUGUAUACCACCCCUACCUUGUCACAACACAACUGACUGGCUCAAAUGCAUUAAGAAGGAAAGAAAUUCCACAAAUUAACUUCUAAGAAGGCACACCUGUUAAUUCAAAUGCAUUCCAUGUGACUACCUCAUGAAGCUGGUUGUGAGAAUGCCAAGAGUGUGCAAAGUUGUCAUCAAGGCAAUGGGUGGCUGUUUGAAGAAUCUAAAAAAUAAUAUGUAUUUUGAUUUGUUUAACACUUUUUUGUUUACUACAUGAUUCAUAUGUGUUAUUUCAUAGUUUUGAUGUCUUGACUAUUAUUCUACAAUGUAGAAAAUAGUAAAAAAUUAAGAAUAACCCUUGAAUGAGUAUGUGCUCUAAAACUUUUGACCAGUAGUGCACAUAUUUAACUUUUGAUUUAUAUAAUAUAACCCACUAUAACUGAAGGUAUGUUUUUAACUCAGUGUAUUUGAAUGAACAAUCUAGUGCUCACUUAAUGUGAUUGAACAAUGGCCAUCCAUCUAUGAGAAACACAUCAAUUGAUUCAGGUAACUCAUACAGCACAUUCUGUCCCUUGAUUUUGGAGUUUAAUGUCCUUUAUGUAAUGUUAACAUUGUAUAUUUGUAACCAGUUUUAAAUUCGAUGUUUGGAACACAUAGUAAUUUCCCAUACUCAAAUUCACAUUGAAACAUUUUCAAAUUGAUUCGACAGAGCACUAUUUGAAGCACAUUUGUGGAUUUCUACCGUGUUGUAUUCUGAUGUGUUGCCUUAAGAUUAUUGUUACACAGGUCAGUUGCUUGUAUUGAUACUCAAUGCCCUGUUACCUCUCAGUUCCUAUGUCAAACCAUGCUUUCAUGAUAUUUUGUUGUAAACAUUGUUUUAUGUUAUUCGAUACAAGCAGUUGUGAAUAUGGCAUCAAGCUACUCAACCAAUGUUCUGUGUCUCAACUUUCCACCAUACAUUUUUAACCAUUGUAUUCGGUGAAGACAUUUGUAUCAAUGUUUUGUAUUGUUUGUACUCAUCAGAUACCAUGCCAGAUGUCUGAUGUCGACAUUCAGCACACAUGACUAUUUCGCUACUGAUGUAUAUCUUUGUCAUGUCAGACCAGAAUUAAUGUUGUGAGCAUCGUAAGUGGAUAAUGGAGGGUCUUUUCUCUUUUGAAGGAGCGAUUACUGUAAGCGCAGAUCUAAGACCAGCUGUCCCAACCACAGUCCAAACCUUGUCUCACCCCAAGCCAGACCAGUUCAAGCCAAAAGACAAAAAAAAAAUACCUAAAUGAAAUUCUUCAGCACAGAAUAUUUGCACAAACAUGUACAUGUUACUGAAUUAUGGACACGAUGAAGUAUAGAAUGUUAACUGCUCCUAUUAUUAUAAAAUAUAAUUUCCCCCCAUUUGAUUAUUGAGUGGCUUGGAAAGUAGGCGCAAUAGGUCAAGAGCACAACAAGUCACUGGAGUUAGAGAAAGUACAAACUGUGAAGAAGCUCGACAGGCACAGAAGGAAUAGAGUUUACAGAGAGAGUAAAUAAGGAAGUAUAAGGAAUAGGGAAGUUUAAAUAGAUUACUCAUAUAUCUGUGUCUUGUAAGAGUAUAUUCAUGAUUGGCAGCAUGAGGGAGAAACUCUUGGGGCAACUUCCAAAAUUUUGUGGCCCAAAAUGUAUCGAACAACACAGUUCAGGUGUGUACAAAGUCGUGCGUAUUAUGUACUAUAAAGGUUUUAAUUGUAUUUAAUGUUAUGGUAAAAUACUUAUUUGAAUUGGAAGAAACAAUUGUAUCGCUGUCAGCUAUUGUAACUUAAAUGUCAGUGACCAUAGCGGGUACAUCUACCAUUAAACUAUUUUUGUUCAAA
This is a messenger RNA of Salvelinus fontinalis (brook trout), 5379 nucleotides long. RefSeq names its product large neutral amino acids transporter small subunit 1-like. The transcript has 12 exons. Gene Ontology annotation, biological process: amino acid transmembrane transport; neutral amino acid transport. NCBI's taxonomy places the organism in Eukaryota, Metazoa, Chordata, Actinopteri, Salmoniformes, Salmonidae. Gene Ontology annotation, molecular function: neutral L-amino acid transmembrane transporter activity; L-amino acid transmembrane transporter activity. The record is from RefSeq and is a predicted model, not a curated record. Gene Ontology annotation, cellular component: membrane. Bases 348 to 2027 code for a protein of 559 amino acids.